Messenger RNA from Danio rerio (zebrafish), 3500 nucleotides. RefSeq names its product dehydrogenase E1 and transketolase domain containing 1 (gene dhtkd1). Gene Ontology annotation, molecular function: 2-oxoadipate dehydrogenase activity; oxidoreductase activity, acting on the aldehyde or oxo group of donors, disulfide as acceptor; thiamine pyrophosphate binding. The record is from RefSeq and is marked provisional. Gene Ontology annotation, cellular component: mitochondrion. NCBI's taxonomy places the organism in Eukaryota, Metazoa, Chordata, Actinopteri, Cypriniformes, Danionidae.
GCUAUCGUUUAUUAUGGCUGCGCUCUAGGAUGCGUGGCUCUUCGGCGAAACUUGUCAUCGUCUUUUAACCAAGUUUACCUUAUUUAUUUACGUCAUGUCAGCGCGCAGUAUGCUUAUACACCUCCCUCGGCUUUUGCACCGCUCCUUUGGUGCCAGGAGGUCGUUUUUAGCGAAUUUAUACCACACUCAGCGUGGUGUGUACGGUUUCAGACCGAGAGACGGUCCAGAAAGACGGGCAGAGUUAACGCAGAUCUCCGCUCUUAACCGAGAUCACGGACUGGCGAGACUGGUGGAGGCCUAUCGAGCACAUGGACACAAAGUAGCUAAAAUUAACCCCUUACUACCACAAAGUCCCGUGCUGGAGAGUGUACCGGAGAUAAGCCUGCUGAAUGGAGCUGUUCGUGGAGUCCUCAACACUACCGGGUUGCGGCACUUUGGUAAAGCUGAGGCGACUGCAGAAGAGGUUGUGGCGUAUCUGGAAAGCACAUACUGUGGGGGAAUCUCAGUGGAAACCUCUCAGCUGCAGACCUUACAGGAACGAGAGUGGUUUGCUGACCGCUUUGAGGAGCUCAAAAAAGAGGCGUUUUCUCCAGAGGAAAGGAGAAUGCUGGCUAAACUGAUGCUCGAGUCACAGGAAUUUGACCACUUUUUAGCCACUAAGUUUGCAACUGUGAAGCGGUAUGGAGGCGAGGGAGCAGAGAGCAUGAUGGGAUUUUUCUACGAGCUGUUUCGCUCUUCAGUAUACAGUGGAGUGACGGAUGUGGUUAUGGGAAUGCCUCAUCGCGGACGCCUUAAUCUGCUCACCGGCCUUCUUCAGUUUCCUCCUGAGCUCAUGUUUCGUAAGAUGAGGGGUCUCAGUGAGUUUCCGGAGCACUCUCCCUCUAUCGGAGACGUCUUGUCCCAUUUAACGUCUACAGUGGAGCUUGACUUCGGGGCAGGACACCCUCUCCAUGUCACAAUGCUGCCCAAUCCUUCCCACCUGGAGGCCAUCAACCCUGUGACACAGGGAAAAACACGAGGCCGACAGCAGGUCAAACAGGACGGUGACUACUCCACUGACCCUCAUUCACGACCGGGAGACAAAGUCAUCUGCCUGCAGGUUCAUGGCGAUGCUUCAUUUUCAGGACAAGGAAUAGUACCGGAAACCUUCACCUUGUCAAAUCUUCCUCAUUAUAGAGUGGGUGGAAGCAUCCACCUCAUUGUAAACAAUCAAGUGGGCUACACCACUCCCUCUGAGAGGGGAAGAUCAUCUCUCUACUGUAGUGAUGUUGGUAAAAUGGUGGGAUGUGCAAUAAUCCAUGUGAACGGCGAUGAUGCUGAAGAAGUCCUCAGAGCGACCCGGCUGGCGGUGGAGUACCAGCGACGCUUCAGAAAAGACGUCAUUGUCGAUCUGCUUUGUUACCGGCAGUGGGGCCACAAUGAGCUGGACGAACCCUUUUUCACAAACCCUGCAAUGUAUAAAAUAAUACGGUCAAGAAAAAGCAUCCCAGAUUCCUAUGCUGACCAGCUGAUCUCUGAGGGUCUGAUGACAGACGAGGAGCGCAGUCAGAUCAAGACCAGCUACUACGCUACGCUCAACAACCAGCUGACUAACAUGACCCUCUACAGCCCUCCACCCACAAACCUGCAGGGCCGCUGGGGAGACCUGGUGGAGCCCCAGAAUAGAGUCUCGUGCUGGGACACUGGCGUCGCACAGCCCCUGCUGCAGUUUGUUGGAGCCAAAUCAGUGGACAUACCUGAGGAGAUCAUUCUGCACAGUCACCUGAGGAAGACACACGUGCAGGCACGUCUGCAGAAACUAGAAGAGGGCACAAAAUUGGACUGGUCCACAGCGGAGGCUCUGGCGUUUGGCACAUUGCUAUGCCAGGGGUUUAAUAUCCGUAUCAGUGGUCAGGAUGUGGGUCGGGGAACGUUCAGUCAGCGCCACGCUAUGGUUGUGUGUCAGGAGACCAACGACAUGUUCAUCCCACUCAAUCACAUCAGCUCUGAACAGAAGGGCCACUUGGAGGUGUGUAACAGUGCUCUCUCUGAGGAAGCGGUUCUGGGUUUUGAGUAUGGGAUGAGCAUUGCUCAGCCUCGACUGCUGCCCAUCUGGGAGGCUCAGUUUGGAGAUUUCUUCAACGGUGCCCAGAUUAUAUUUGAUACUUUCCUCUCUGGAGGUGAGGCUAAAUGGCUCCUGCAGAGUGGACUGGUCAUUUUACUGCCACACGGGUACGAUGGGGCCGGUCCUGAGCAUUCAUCUUGCCGAAUCGAGCGCUUCUUACAGCUCUGCGACAGUAAAGAGGAAGGUGUGGACGGGGACACGGUCAACAUGGCGGUGGUGAAUCCCACACUUCCAGCUCAAUACUUCCAUCUUUUGAGGAGGCAGAUGAUCAGAAACUUCCGGAAACCGCUGAUCGUGGCCUCUCCCAAGACUCUGCUGCGCUUUUCUGGGGCAGUGUCAGGCUUGUCUGAUAUGGGACCAGGAACGUCCUUUAAGCCGAUUAUUGGUGAUUCUUCUGUGAACCCUGCAAGUGUGCAGCGGGUUCUGUUUUGCUCAGGUAAACAUUACUAUGCCCUGCUGAAACACAGAGAGACGAUACCUGAGGCGGAAAAAAACACAGCGCUAGUCAGGGUCGAGGAACUGUGUCCUUUCCCCACAGAAGCUCUGCAACAGGAACUAAAUAAAUACACAAACGCCAAAGAGUUCAUCUGGAGUCAAGAGGAGCCACAGAACAUGGGCUGCUGGUCAUUUGUGUCACCGAGGUUUGAAAAACAGUUAGCCUGCAAGUUGCGGUUGGUCAGCAGACCCGCAUUACCCGCUCCGGCUGUAGGCAUCGGAACGCUUCACCAUCAGCAGCAUGAAGCCAUCCUGACUUCGUCUUUCUCCUGAGUCUGCACAACUGUAAACUUCAACAAAUGGCCGUCUGCUAUUGCAUGCCGUCUACAAACACAGCCUGACGUUUGCUGUCAGAGCACUACACAGUGGCAGGUUUGACAGGUUUGACUCUUAUUCCCUUGCUUAUAAGGGAGCGUCUGUUAACUGAACGUUUAUUACUGGCAUCCUGAAGGGGUUUAUUAUCAGUAUAUAGUUUUUAAGGUAUCUUAAUUGAUAUUUUGGAUGCUUUUCUGUGGGUUCACAUGAUUAGUGAUUGUAUAGAGAUGAUAUUUUAAAAGAGGAGGCUGUUUGAGUAUUGUGUCGUUAAUUUCUUGAAGCACUUUUUGAAGUUUGAUAUAUUUACAGGAGACUGUAGGGAGGAAAAUAAAUAAUAGACAUUAUUACCGUAGCAUUAAAUUGAGUAUUUCAAUGUGAACUGAUAGUGGGUCAGGAUCAUGUUCAUGUGAACUUAAACAGAUUUUUAUUACAUUUAUCAGAUGAAUGUAUUUCAAUGUGAAAAGUAUUACUUGCAAGAAUUUUAGAGCUGAACAUGAUGAAAUCUAAUUUUGCUCACAAAGUUGCUGAAUGGUUUACAUGUGUUUUUUUUUAACAUGCCCAUCAUAAACCCAUCCAAAUCUUUAAA